GCAAGCGAGCCGAGCCGAGGGUACGAAUGAGAUGAGAAAAGUUUACCUUUAAAUGUCUUUUUCUCGUUUUCUUUAACCCACACAGUUCGUGAAUAUUAUCAUUGGGAUUUGGUGUUGAGAUGUUCGACAAAGAAAGACCACCUAUUUGGGAGCAGUGCAGUCAGUCUAGGUGCCCUUCUCAAGGCUGACAAGCAAACCCUGUAGUCUGCUAGGCAGGCAGCGGCUGGCAGUAGGCAGCGUCCCUGCUGGAGGGGGCGUUACAUGCCAUGUUGGAGCCCCACUCCGCAGGCUCGGUGGCCCCCCCGCGGCCCUGGAGCAGCGAGGCCGGGCGUCCGGGGAGUGCGGACGACGGGCCGGGCGGCACCAUCACCGGCACCAGCGGCGGCACCACCGGCACCAUCACCGGCAGCUCCUCGCGAGGCGAGCCCGAGUACAUCAUGCGGCUGGUGGAGGAUCUCAGACGCUUUGCAGACGUGCUGCUCAGCCUGAAGGACGCCUUCCUCACAGACGAGGAGCCGGUGUGUGUGCAGCGCGUGGUGCAGGAUCGCCUGACGGAGCUGCUUCGUAUCCUGAGGGCCGUCAUCGCUAAGCACCCCACGCUCAACUCCACACACGUCCUCAGCGCCACCGGCAACCUCAUCGCCAAGGUCAAAGGCGUCAACUUUAAGGAAGUCAACUCAGAAAACAAAGAGGCUAUUUUCGGAGACAUACACACGUCCAUUGACUCGCUGGCGUUCACCUUUGGCAAUGUGGUGUCUGACUUCCUGAUGGGAGAUGUGGACAGCACCUCCACCUUGGGCCUCAGCAGGAGCAGGAGUCUGUCCUUUGACAACCUGACCAGUGCUGCAGGGGAAUACAGUCGGGCCACAGAUGAUGCAACAGUGUGCGAUGUGGACGUGGGCCAGCUGCGUAAUGGGCGUGGCGUGGAGUCGGCUCUGCUGUACGCGAAGGCCUGGAGCAAGUACACCAAGGAGCUGCUGGGAUGGCUGGAUAAACGCAUCAACUUGGAUAUUGAGUGUGCUAAGAGCAUGGCCAAGAUGGCGGAGUCUGCGAAGGGGCUCUUCAGCCAGCAGGACUUCAUGCCGUUUAGGGAGAUCUACAUCUCGGCCUUCAAGAAGGACGUGGAGUACAGUCAGCUCCUGCUGCAGACCGCCAACGCUCUGCAGACCAACAGAUUCAUACAGCCCCUCCUGGCCAGAAGAGCGGAGCUGGAUAAGCUGAGGAAGGAGCUGAAGGAGCAGUGGCAGAGGGAGCAGAAGAAGAUGCAUGAGGCGGAGGCGUGUGUGAAGAAGGCCUAUCAGCAGCAGGUGAUACAGUCCACCCUAACCUUGAGGUCCUUGCAUGAGGCGGAGGCGUGUGUGAAGAAGGCGUAUCAGCAGCAGGUGCAGCGGCGUGAGGAGUAUGAGAAGGAGCGGGCUCGCAGCGCCCCCUCUGGCCGCGCUGAGGAAGAGCAGGGCAGCGGCGCACGACAACGAGACAAGAGGAAGAGGAUAGAGGAGGAAGCCCUGCUCAGGACGGAGGAGGCGGUGGAGCAGUACCGUGUUUGUGUGUCGGAGGCGGAGGGCCGGAGAGCAUCACUAGUCGCCACGCAGACCAACAUCCUCACACAGAUACGAGAGAUGCUGACGCAGGCCGACCUCACACUCAAAGCGGUGACUGUAAACCUCUUCCAGCUGCAGCGUGUGCCGUCCUCCUGUCUGCCUCCAGCUCUACACAGCCUGAGUGAGCGCGCGCGGCGAUACACACCUGGACACAACUACACACACUUCCUCUCCAGCCUGCCCCGUCACCAGCACACACACACACACCUCAAGACCAGGUCAUACGACCUCACCAGCGCGGGUUCCAGGGAUGACGUGCGUGACGAGGUGUCGUCUCGUCGGCGUGCGAGCGGAGGAGACGACUACACCAGAGGGGGAGGAGCCAGUGGGGGAGGGGGCGGGGCCAGCGACUCAGAGAGCGCCGGGGGGAGCAGCGAAACCCAAUCACUAGACUCCCCAGUAGCCAGCCCAGUCACCAUGGGCCGCGGAUUACCCAGAACCCCCUCCACCGGCACCAUGUCCUCCGCCGACGACCUGGACAGAGACCCAGACAACAGUCUAGGGGACGGUCUGGGUGAGUGUGUGUCGUCGUCGGGGCCGUUCCAGAGUGUUGUGAUGUCACGUGCUGCUCAGAGUCACCGGCUGAGGAGGCUGCGCGCCCCGACCAAGUGCAGAGAGUGUGACGGCCUCGUAGUGUUCCACGGAGCAGAGUGCGAGGAGUGUUCGCUGGCGUGCCACAAGAAGUGUCUGGAGGCCUUGUCCAUCACGUGUGGCCACCGUAAGCUGCAGGGGCGGCUGGCUCUGUUCGGCGAGGACUUCCUGUCGGUCGCCCGCGGCAGCCCGGACGGCGUCCCCUUCAUCAUCAGGAAGUGCGCCGCCGAGGUGGAGAGCAGAGCCAUCACCCUGAAGGGCAUCUACCGUGUGAACGGCGCCAAGUCGCGCGUUGAGAAGCUGUGCCAAGCCUUCGAGAACGGCAAGGAGCUGGUGGAGCUGUCUGACCACUCCCCCCAUGACAUCAGCAACGUGCUCAAACUCUACCUGAGACAGCUGCCCGAACCGCUGAUCCAGCACCGUUUCUAUAACGACAUGAUCAGCAUCGCCAAGGAGACGCAGAAGAUCGUCAUGGUGGAGGCGGCGUCUGUCCUCUCUGUGUCCUCCCUGGUGACCUGUGUAUUGUGCAGUGUCCUCCCUGGUGACCUGUCUUUGCUGAGCCCCAGCAGGUUAAGUGUCGAGGGUCAUAGGUCGUCCAGCUCCAACCGGAGUCCGAUUCUGCUGCGUCCCUCCAUCUCGGCGCCGCAGCCCGUCUCCGUGCCAACGCGGCCCAUCAGCGUCCCCUGGAGCAUGCCCGUCCCCACGACGACAACGACGACGCGCUCCAACAGCGAGCCCACCAACACCAGCGUUGUCUCCAUCCCCGUGCCUCAGAGCCCCCCAGCCAGGGACCCCCCCGCCGCCGCCGCCCCCCCACACGCUGCGACUCCGCCCCUCAGCAAGCCCCCAGACCACCGCCAGCCACGGCCGUCCUCCGUCCCAGCGUCCCCCUGCGCUGCAGACGUCACCACAGUCGCCGCCUCCUCAGCUGCUGCCACAGUCGCCGCCUCGUCAUCAGCUGCUGCUGGUGGCUGUCAGAGGGAGCCGAACCCACCAGACCGCAGCUCAGCAGCCGGAACUGCAGGGGGCGCUGUCCCUGUCCGCACCACCACAGGCAGCGACGUCCCCGACUCCUCAGGCCCCAGAGCUGUGCAAGAGUCGACCGUCAGCUCAAUUGCUGCUGCUGCUGCUGCAGCCUCCACCGUCCCGGCUGCAGCGAGCUCCGCCCCUAGCUCCGCCUCUCCUCCUCCUCAGGCCGCCCCUAGCUCCGCCCCUCCUCCUCCGCAGGCCUCUACGGUUCUGGACACGCAGGCUCUGCGCCGUACCUGGGAGAGGGAGUACCGCCCCCCGCCGCUCCUCACGCCCCGCACCGCCAUGAUCCUGGCCAACCUCCCGCGCCCCGUCGCCGUGGACACCACCAGCCCCCCCCCCAUCGGGCCCAUCCCCUUCAGCACCACCACCUCCACCACCAACACCACCACCACCACCAAUACCACCCCUACUCCUGCCAAUACCAGCCACGUCACCACCACCACCACGCUCUCCAGCUCCACCUCCAGCGUCAGCACCAUGUUUCCUCGUAGCCCCUACUGUGUGAGUGUGGGGAGCGGGGGGGGCCCCCAUGUUGAAGACCGGGGGGGCCCCCCUGUUGGUGGGAUCGGGGGCCCCCCUGUUGUUGCCUUCCGGGCCCCCCGGACUCUGCACCCGCCCCCCGGAACCUUCUACCAGCCGCAGAGCACGAGUCCGAGCCACCAGAGUCGGAUUCCCAACCCGACCAAUCCCGCGCCGGCGGAGGCGGACCCUGCUGUUGCCCCUGGAGACGGGACGGGUGUGGUGACGUCGUCAUCAUCACCCCCCUCGGCAACCGGCACCGCCACCCGACAACGGCUCCGGAGCAGCCUGCAAGAACUGGAACCUCGCGAGGCCCACUUCGUAUAAAUACACGAGGCCCACUUCGUAUAAAUACACCAGGCCCACUUCGUUUAAAUACACGAGGCCCACUUCGUAUAAAUACACGAGGCCCACUUCGUAUAAAUACAUGAGGCCCACUUCGUAUAAAUACACCAGGCCCACUUCGUAUAAAUACACCAGGCCCACUUCGUAUAAAUACACGAGGCCCACUUUGUUUGUGCGAGUAUUUGUGCAUAUGUGUGUGUAAGAGAGGGAAGGGGGAGAUGUGUGUUGUGUGUUUGGAGAUGUGUGUUGUGUGUUGUGUGUUUGGAGAUGUGUGUUGUGUGUUGUGUGGUUGGAGAUGUGUGUUGUGUGUUGUGUGGUUGGAGUUGUGUGUUGUGUGUUGGAGAUGUGUGUUGUGUUGUUGGAGAUGUGUGUUGUGUGUUGUGUGUUUGGAGAUGUGGUUGGAGUUGUGUGUUGUGUGUUUGGAGAUGUGUGUUGUGUGUUGUGUGGUUGGAGAUGUGUGUUGUGUGUUGUGUGGUUGGAGUUGUGUGUUGUGUGGUUGGAGUUGUGUGUUGUGUGUUGUGUGGUUGGAGAUGUGUGUUGUGUGGUUGGAGUUGUGUGUUGUGUGUUGUGUGGUUGGAGUUGUGUGUUGUGUGGUUGGAGAUGUGUGUUGUGUGGUUGGAGUUGUGUGUUGUGUGUUUGGAGAUGUGUGUUGUGUGUUUGGAGAUGUGUGUUGUGUGUUGUGUGGUUGGAGAUGUGUGUUGUGUGGUUGGAGAUGUGUGUUGUGUGUUUGGAGAUGUGUGUUGUGUGUUUGGAGAUGUGUGUUGUGUGUUUGGAGAUGUGUGUUGUGUGUUGUGUGGUUGGAGAUGUGUGUUGUGUGGUUGGAGAUGUGUGUUGUGUGUUUGGAGAUGUGUGUUGUGUGUUUGGAGAUGUGUGUUGUGUGUUGUGUGGUUGGAGAUGUGUGUUGUGUGUUUGGAGAUGUGUGUUGUGUGGUUGGAGUUGUGUGUUGUGUGGUUGGAGAUGUGUGUUGUGUGGUUGGAGUGCGAGGGAGGACUAUGUGAGAGGGAAAGGGAGAGUUACAGUAUAGCAUACGUUAUAUAUUAUAUGAUGUCGACUGGUGGGGUUACUGUCAUUUUCAGCCAAAGGUGUGUGUAUUAGCCAUAUUCUUGCAAAUAUAAAUAAAUAUAUAUAUAAAGUUUCUUGUAUCAAAAUGUUUUGAGAUUGUUUUCCUCACAAGGUUUGGUUUGGAUGUUCCCGCUCAUCUCAUCUCAGUUCUCUUUGUUUUGGACCACAGAGUUCAUCUUUUUAAAUCCAUCCAUGAAACUUUAUUUGGUCCAAUUAACUAACACUUAUGUAUUGUAUCACUUAUUGUUCGGUCGGGGUUUAAACUACAUUCCAAUGAUAUGCAAUACAACUGCAUUGAUAUGAUGAAUUGUAUCGUUAUUAUAUUCAUAUUUUUAUAUAAAUUGUGAAUUUCAUGUGCCAAUAAUAAGAUCUACAACUUG
Engraulis encrasicolus (European anchovy) is the source of this 5530-nucleotide messenger RNA. Its product is annotated as rho GTPase-activating protein 29-like. NCBI's taxonomy places the organism in Eukaryota, Metazoa, Chordata, Actinopteri, Clupeiformes, Engraulidae. The record is from RefSeq and is a predicted model, not a curated record. The coding region runs from base 267 to 4070 and encodes 1267 amino acids. Gene Ontology annotation, biological process: activation of GTPase activity; signal transduction. Gene Ontology annotation, cellular component: cytoplasm. The transcript has 24 exons. Gene Ontology annotation, molecular function: GTPase activator activity.